GAUACAACUGAAAACUCAACCAUGGAUAACAUUUCAACAGACACUGAAAUUUUCGGUAUAACAGAUUUGAAAACUGCCCAGCAGAGCGACACAACAGAAUACCACACAGUUGCCAGUACCAUCACCACCACUACAAAUACACCAAUGAUCCCUAUCGUGUUCACAAAUGAAGACACAACGAUGGACACCACUUCAACUGAGGAUACUGUUGCUACCUUGGCAAUCUUGGGAACGACUAAUAUGCGAAGUUUGAAAACUACCACGAACACAGAAAAUCCUAGUACCAUUUUAACUACACCAACACAUGAAGCCAACACAGACACAACUGAAAACGCCACUGUAGGUACUACCUCUAUCGACACCUCUAAUAGUACUUAUGCAAUCACACCAAACAUUCUCAAUGAAGACUUAGAUAGUACGAUGAAUACAAGAACAACAGAUAAUCAUACAAUAUCUGACAGUACUUAUAUGACCACAGCAAUCUCUGUCGGCCAAAACUUAGAUGAUACGACUCACACAGGAACAAGUGAUAACUCUAUGAUGAAUACCUCUUCAACUGAUAGUUUAUUAACAACAAUUACUAUCAAGAGAAACUUAUUUGGUACUUCGGAAGUAAUAACAGAUUAUUCUGAAACAGAAACAUUUUUACCCUACAGAACCACCCUUCGACCCCUUCCCGAGAUGCCACCAUGCUCUCUACCUGCUUGCAAAGAAGCAGCUUCCAGAGUGGUAGCCCUCAUGAAUCAUGAUGCCACACCAUGCCAUGAUUUCUACGACUAUGCUUGUGGUGGACAAAUAAUUUCAGAAGUAUCUUUCUUCGAGAAGAUGUUUGAUGGCCUGAAUGAGAAGAUUCGAGAUUUACCUUCUACAUCAGAGGAAUAUCUCUCGCAUUUUUCCAACUUUUAUCGUAGCUGUGUCGAUUAUGAAACUAGUUUUGGGAUGAAGAAAAGGUUAAAAUUUCUGGAUGAACCUAAGAAAAGAAGUAUCACCGAUUUGUUCAUAGACCUUAUUUUGACUCAGUCAAUGCCAUUUUUCGAUAUAGGAUUGGGUAUUACAAAUUCAGGAAAAUACAUAUUCGAGGUAACAAUACCAAAUAGAAGCACUCUGAAAACUAGUUUGGAAAAAUAUUCCUUUCUUGACAACAUGCGAGAGGAAUGUUUAGAAGAGAGUACUGAAUAUAUUCAUAACAACACACUUGAUUUGAAACCCAUGCUGAAAUACAUUGAAAAUUGUGUCCAUGAAAAAACAAAAAAUUAUGUUCGUAAAUACGCUAACGAAAUGAAUGUGCUGAGUAAUUUACCUGAAAUGGACUUUCUUGGUAAAUUUUGUAAGCAGGAACAUGUAAAUGGUUUACUGAAUUUAAUGAAAAAUCUGGAAUCUCUUCGUUUACAAUAUAGACUCGACUCUGAAAACUUGGAACCACAUAACUGCAGAACGAUAAAUACAUCAAUACUAAAUGGAAAUGAGAGAAUGGUGGCGCUUGGAUUCAAUUGGAUCGAUUUUUUUCAGGGAAUUACAAAAGGUGUUACAAUUUCAGAUGACAUGGAAAUCAAAAUAUGUCACGAAGAUUAUUUGAUGAAGGUUUUUCAUAUUUUCGCUCAAAAUAGCAAUCUGCCAGAAAUUCUCAAUCUAUGGAGCAGCAUGCAAACGUACAAAAAUACAGUGGUCGACAGAGAGACAUUUGAAAGAGAAACGGUUUGCAUGAGACUUGGAACAGAACUCAUGCCUGAUAUUGCCACAUUUCUUCUUGAGGAUAUUAAUGCAGACACUCAGUGGGAUGCAUUUCCCUUAAUAGUUGAUAUAUUCAAUAGUCUCAAAAUCCAAUUCAACCGCUCUAUGUCGACAGUCAACAAGAAAGGAGACGCCUACGGAAAAUUCAUGCAAACAUUGCAAGAUAUCUAUUUGACAGCAAUAACUCCUGGGGAUUUUGAUUCACUCAGGAACAAUUAUUUACACUUGAAUGUAUCUAAGGAAUUGCAUCAACUCAAUAUAAAGACUUUGCUUGGAAACUAUAAAAAAAACAUUUAUUCCCUAGUCAGUCAAGAAGUAUCAUCAGAAAGCCUCUUGAAAUAUUUUGUAAACCCCUUCGAGACUGAGCCACGAAUAUUUUAUCCCGUAAAAUCCAUAGUUUUCCAACCUGGAUUUUUACAUGGUAUAUCAACAGAUCUGCCUGACAACACGCGAUUAGCUACGAAGAUAUUUCUUUUAGCCGAACAACUAGUCAAAUAUUUCAUGGAGACUGAAACCUUGAAACCGGAUGAUUCAAUUAGGAAUCUACUUAAUGAGUUUCUGCAUAAUGACGGCAGGCCUAUUCAAUCAGGGUUUAUAGAUGAAGUCGAAUAUGUAUUCGAUGGGAAUCAGUAUAUGAUAAAAAAUACAGGAUGUGAAAGACAGUGUCUGAAUUCUGAUGAAUUGACAAUAGACAACCUCGCUUUCAAACUGGCAACUGAAAUUUUUAAAUCAAUGGAUAGAACACCGCUUAUGUUUCUAGAUGAAGCAUUUAGCUACGAACAAGUUUUUCUCUUGAUGACAGCACAAGGUUUCUGCAAGCACAAUGAUUUGGUGAAUUUUUUGAAAGACUUUUCUGAUGGCAAGCUUCCAAGUCCGAUGAAGAUCAGAAACAUAAUGAAAAAUUCAUACUUUUUCGAAACAAAAUUUCAUUGUUAUUUACUAUAAAAAAUGUCAUCAAAUAUUAGGUUCAUCAUAAAUGUAAUACAAUAUUUGACAUAAGAAAAUGUGAUUGUUACUGAACUAAAUUGUAUAGUAAUAUGUGAAAUAAUUUAUAUUAUGACUUAGCUGUGUGUUAGAAAAAGUAUAUUUUUUUCUUCA
Leptinotarsa decemlineata (Colorado potato beetle) is the source of this 2829-nucleotide messenger RNA. RefSeq lists its product as uncharacterized. The record is from RefSeq and is a predicted model, not a curated record. Gene Ontology annotation, biological process: protein processing. Gene Ontology annotation, molecular function: metalloendopeptidase activity. Lineage: Eukaryota; Metazoa; Arthropoda; Insecta; Coleoptera; Chrysomelidae. Gene Ontology annotation, cellular component: plasma membrane.